Messenger RNA from Penaeus vannamei (Pacific white shrimp), 869 nucleotides. Lineage: Eukaryota; Metazoa; Arthropoda; Malacostraca; Decapoda; Penaeidae. The record is from RefSeq and is a predicted model, not a curated record.
GUGAGGACGUGUGACGGCGCGUGUUUGUGCGUUUGACUGCCGGCAUGGCUUUUGCGUCCCUCAGGCCCCGCGCCAGGACCCGGCUGACGGAGGCGCUGCUGGGGGUCGCUCUCGUGCUCUUUCUCAACGCUGCCGGAGUGUGUGCGACUAGCGGGAGGAAUGGCACUCUCCAGAAAUCAACGUGUAACCAGCCGGACUGUCUUCGAUGCGACCUCGAGACGGCCGAGUGUGUCAAGUGUCUGUACGUGAUCAUGGCUGACACGCGCGAGUGCCGGUCUGCUUGCCCGCCGGGUCACGCCACGACAUGGGCCACUCACCACGCGCUGAUGGGUCGCGUCUGUACAGAGCGAAGCGUGCUGGCUCUGGUCUCCGGGCGUGACGUGACGAUCAUCGCCGGGGCAGCCGUGGGCGGGGCGGUCUGCGUGGGCGUGGUGAUCGGCGCCCUCCUCUACAUGCGGCGCCGGACGAAGCCGCCCCCCGACAACCCCCGCGUCGACUACCGCCACCACCGCUACCCCAUCCCGCGACUGUGGCGGGACAAGAGGCCCAAGGCGACAGAGGUGUCCGUGGCCGACGAGGAGCGCGCCGAGUUCCUGAAGCAGCUGGCCACGCUGAGGGGAGAGGCCGGGAACUUCCUCGAGAUGCUCAGCGAGACGAGGAACCGCUUUCGGAGGCUCGGAGGCCCCGACUCGGCCACCGACACGAGGGCCAAGGCGUACAGGGCGGUGGUGCGCGAUCUGUCCCGAGUGCUGACGCUGCUCAACCGGCGCGAGGAGCACAUCGUCACGGUUCCGGGGACUGGCGGCGGCUCCUGUCGUGGGCGGCGAGGGUGCUGGCCCGGUACAAGCGGCAGAAGGCGGCGAAGGUAA